UUCAGUCUACGUCGAAGCUUUGUUCAUUUCAACAGUUCGAACGAGUUAUGACGUUUGACACAUGGGCGAAAAAUUAAUAUUGUUCGUGCAGCUGGCUCCUACUUCCGAAAUUCUUAUUUGUACAAUGAUCAAUCAACCUCACAGUCAACGUCUCAGUUAAAAAACCGUUUCGAAAAUUUCUCAUUUCCGGCUAACUUCACAAAAUAGCUCCAGCAAGUUCACCAACCUAAGUUUAAUAAAAUGUGCCAAGCAAAACUCAUAGAGCAUGGUGGUCGUGUAUUUGUCUGUCAACGAUAUCUUGUAAAUAUUAUCGAUUUACCUCACCGUUCUCAACGUUGGUUGUGUGAUGCAAGUCCAGUAUGAGCUUACUGUUUCUACGAACAACGCGAAUCUUUCUACUGCAAUUAUUUAACACCAUCGGAUAAGAGACGCAACUGUGUCUUGAAAAUGAGAAUCUAUGGUACUGUCACCUUAGACGUGCUUUGAAUUUGAAAGAAUUCAGUACAAUAAGUGUACAAGACUGUGAUUACUAUUGUUGAAUUUUGAGUUUGGUGUAUCUGGAUAUCUGCAAAAUGAUGCACUAUAGUCCGUGGAUUCAUCAGCAAGGAAUGCUUGAUAAUCGCCAGUGUUACAAUCAGUACAUCGAGGAUAUUCAGGUCUACAGACGUCCAAGAGAUCUCUUAGAUGAAGAUAACGAGCAAAACGGUGAUGAAAUACAAGAAACCUUAGAAAUAGAGGUUGGUACAUCUGGCGAAAGGAGUUCCAGCGCUGAUUUAUUUAGGCUUGAAUUCGCAGCUACUCAGUGGUCUAAGUUGGUUUCAAACGCGGAGGGGCUAUUUAAUAAGCUUGUGACUAGCAAUAUUUUACCUCAUACUGAGCAGGACCAGAUUGAACAGUGGCUUUGCAUGAAACAGGAGUAUGAGGAAUGCAUAGCUAGUGAUGAUACUGCUAGUCUGCAAGGUUUUGCAGAUGUUGCAAAGAGAUCCCUGGAAAGAAUUGAGGAAGUUACUGAAACUGAUGAAAAAACGGAUGAGUCUGCUAUCAGAGGAGAAUUUAGAAAUGAGUCUGAUAGUAGCUGUAAUUCUGAAACAGAAGAAUUGUCAGAGGAAGAAAGUGACAUCAGCUCUGAAAAUCCUGACUUUCUAGAUAAACUUGAUGAAUUGAUGACCAGAUUCAGGAAGGACACCGACAGUGUAAUAGACUCAAAAAAAGACGAGUUUCGUAAAAUGGACAUUAUCAUAGAUACCUCCGCAGCUGAGUCUUUAAAUAAUGGGAAUGAUUAUUUACCUAUUAUUAAACCUACACCUGUCAGAAACCCGAAUUCGAGGAGAAACUCCAUGCUGCCAGGUUCAGAGAUGUGCAAUGGUGUAUCAGCCUUCAAUGGGGUAUUCAAACAAUGUCAAGAUGCCAAUUUUAAUCAUCAGUUGUCAGCACUCAUAACUGCAAAUGCUUUAGGAAAUCCAGAUGCUGAUUAUAGACUGGACAAUAAUGUUAACGUUGUAAAGAUCCAGAAGGAACAUUCUCCUGAUUUAUUGUUAGACACGAUCAAGAAUGCCACAGAUCCUGAACCGAUCAGAGUAUUAAAGAAUUUGACACUAACAAACGAGGCAAAACAAACCCAAGUGAAAAAAAUACAGUCAGAUUUAGAGGGGGCCCAUAAAAGAAUAGAAGAACUUCAAACUACGAUACAGAUAAAGGAACAAUUUAUCGCUGAUAUGAUAAAAAAUUCUGAUGCCAGAGCUAGUGCAAAGCAAAAGUUUCAAAGAAAAAGAAGUAAACUUGAGGAGGAAUAUUACAAUACAAGAACGCAACUAGCUCAGGCUGAAAAUGCCUCAUUAUACAAGGAUACUGAUGAUAAGUCUGGACACAAAAAGGAAAUUGAACUUUAUAAGCACAUGGCUAUUCAUUACGAAAAACGACUGAUGGACAUUGAAAUGAUAAAACAGAUAGCGGGGGAUUCAGCCAAGAAGGUUUUGGAGCUGGAAAGUUCGUUGAAUUCAUCUAAAAAGCAGAUGGAGAAGCUGAAACGACAGUUGAAAAAAGAGGAUGAACAUAAAAAGCAGUUGGAAAAUGAGCUAGCUGAAGAUCAAAGAAAAAUACGAGAGCUGGAGGAGAAAUAUAAUUUGACCGCUUCGAAGUUGAAAGAAAUACAGUCUGAGAGCGAGGAUGAAAGGAGAAAUUCCAAAUCUCAGAAUGACUGUUCUGAUAAAAGAAAAAACCUGCUGGAAGUAAGUGCUAGGAUUUCGCAUCUCGAUCAUGUUUUGAAAGAGAAAUCAAUGGAUUUAGAAAGAACUGCUGACACGGAUGAAAAAGAAGCUCUAAGACAUGAGAUUAGAAAUCUCAGAAGAACCAGGGACUGUCUAGUAGACGAAAAAUGCGAUUUGGAUGAAAAAUUCCAGAAAGAAAAAACUUUGACGAUAGUCGAAGAGCGCAAGCUCCUUGAAUGUGGAGAGACAAUUGAAGCAAUCGAUGCCAUGAUCGAGCACAAAAAUGAGAUGAUAUGCGGUAGAAAAUGUUUCGACGAAAAUCAAGUGAAGAGAGAAAAAGGAGAGCAGAUGCUGAUGGAAAGACUAAUGAAAUUAUCAGACGGUGAGAUGAGAACUCUGUUUUAUAAAUAUUUUCUCAAGGUAAUAGAUUUGAAAGAAAGUUCUAAGAACUUGGAGAUACAAGCUGCAGAACUAGAGGCUCAUGCGGAAACUCAAGAAUGGAGGAUCCAGACCCUAACAAAUGCUUUAAAGCAAACCAAGCUGGAAGCAGAGAGAAGAAUCGUCUUAAUGCAGCGAGAACAUGAAGAAAAGCUGCAUUUGAUGUUCAGACAUUUUGCUGAGGAAACCAGCAGCUCUGGUCACGAAAGAUUAGAUAAAGACUCAGAAUUAUCUAGGUGUAAAAGGGAGAAUCGAAGUUUGAGACGGAGGCUCGCUGAUGUAGAAGUCUUGCUCAAAGGGCCUGCCCCUCAAAGAGCUGCUAGUCCGGCGAGAAUACCGCAACAGGGAUUGAAACAGAUAGCUCCCGCCACACAGCCUACAACCAAAGUAACUAGGCAAAGAAAUAAACUCAUUAUACAAAAAACAACUGAUGCAGAUGGGAAGCACAAAUGAAAUAGGAUAGCGUAACAUUAACAAAAAUGACAAGGACACCAUUCAAUCAAAACUGCAGUUAGGAUUAGAAAAUGAAAAAACAAAAUCAUCGUACAUACAUAAAUAAGCAUAAUGAUAACCGGCAUAUACGUAUGUGAUAUACUCAUAAUCGUCGACCUCGUUAUGUUCUUUUUUUUGAUUCUUUAUUCAUUAGUUUAAUAUAGUUAACAUUUCAGAUGGUCAACUAGACUUGAAAAUAGGAAGUCAGCUCAACUCACGCGAUUAUAUUGGACAACAGAAAUUUUUUAGAUAACAAUUACUGUUGUGAAAUUUUUGCUUGUUGUCGCGUCGAUUGUUGAGAAUCUAGUUUUUGCUCAAAGGUCUGAAUAAUUUGCGAUACGUUGAUUACUGUUGCGGGUUGUAAUUCAUAUUUGUAAGCAAUUAGAAUUAAUCCUGUAAACCACCCGUGAAAGAGAUUCGAUAAUUGGGUUUUAAACAGCAUGACAGUAUAGUCACAUAGAACGUGAUAAUCUAAUACAUCGAUAGCCUUGUACUGAUUGUCGGCUCUUCGCUUACGAAUCUCCCAAUUGUUCCGUUUUCCUACUACCCAUGAUAAUUAACGACUCGUCUAUAGCGAACCCUAAACGAUAUUAGCGAUAGAAAUAAAAAUAGGAAUUAAAAUGGUAUUACUACACAAUAAGAGUAAAGAUACUGCGUUAGGAAUAUGGUAGACGUCAUCGAUGUUGUAUAACGAAUUUCAUUAUAUAGAAAUCUUAAUAAUUAAGUAACCGAAAUUGCAAAAGGCAAUCAGUAAUCGUGUCGUAUGAUUAAAAACACGUAAUUCAUGUACGUGUACUAUAUUAUAGUGAUCCACUUUAUUGAUUCAGAGAUAUCCCACCCCCGAUUCCCCACGCCGCGUAUGAUAUUGUUAUGAAAUAUAUUUUCAAAGUGUUAUUCAUGUAGUUAUUGUAAUUGAAGCUCGGUAAUGAGCCUCAGCAUAUCUAAAUCAUUGUAUUUAAAUUAUUUAUUGUAACAAUUUUUGUAAAUAAAUUUAUAAUAAUUUA
Messenger RNA from Athalia rosae (coleseed sawfly), 4141 nucleotides. It is a transcript of the gene cos, whose product is annotated as kinesin-like protein costa. Lineage: Eukaryota; Metazoa; Arthropoda; Insecta; Hymenoptera; Athaliidae. Bases 573 to 3098 code for a protein of 841 amino acids. The record is from RefSeq and is a predicted model, not a curated record. The transcript is spliced from 2 exons.